Messenger RNA from Colletotrichum spaethianum, 966 nucleotides. RefSeq lists its product as uncharacterized. The coding region runs from base 1 to 966 and encodes 321 amino acids. Lineage: Eukaryota; Fungi; Ascomycota; Sordariomycetes; Glomerellales; Glomerellaceae. The transcript has a single exon. The record is from RefSeq and is a predicted model, not a curated record.
AUGUCUUCCCUUCUUUUCGCUACCGGCUUGCUUGCCGGCAUUGCUCAGGCCUACACCGUGGUCCAGGUCGCCUCUCCCUUCAUGGCCAAGAACAUUGACCCCAUCGUAUUCCCCGGCCAAUAUGACAAGUCUCACCUACACUCCUUCUUCGGCUCCGAUGCCGUAACCAUCAACACCAACACCAGCGCUGAGCUCCAGAAGGGGUGCACAAACGCCGAGAACCCCAACGACCUGUCUGUCUACUGGAUCCCCACGCCUCUCUACACCACCGACGGUGGCAAGACAUACGAGCCCAUGCCCGUGUCUCGCUUCAGCGCCUACUACAACCUCGGCGAGACUCCCGCCGAGGUCCCCAUUCCCCAGAACGUGAAGAUGGUUGCCGGCAAUGCCAACGCCCAGACCAAAGCCGACAUGCCCGCCGAGGCCCAAGUCUCGUGGGCCUGCGAAAACGGCGGCGGUGAAAGCCAGGAUGCCAAUGGCUUCCCCAGCACGACCUGUGGCACCCACCUGCAGCAGCUCCUCUACUUCCCCCAGUGCGUCAAUACCGAGACCCUCGAGACCGGCUAUAAGGACCGUCGCGGCGGUAGCUGCCCGACCGGCAUGAAGUCUAUGCCCCAGCUUCGGUUCUCCGUCCGCUACGACGUGCGCAAAGUCCUUCCCAAGGGUUGGAGCGGCACUGCUCCCUUCAAGCUUGCUUGCGGCCCUGCAUGGUGCUCUCACGGUGACUUCAUCAACGGCUGGACCGAGGAGGCUGCCAAGAACAUGGUCGCCACCACCAAGGAGAAAAUGGAGUUCUCUGGUGUUACCGGCGCUCUUGGAGGCUACAACACCGGCCCUACUUGCGAGGCCACCGACGCCGAUCCUUCUCAUGGCACUAGCGACUACGCCAAGAGCGUUGCCGCUAUGAGCAAGCGUGACGUUGAGGCUUGGGGAUGGUCCACCAAGUCGCGCUUCGUUCGUGCAUGA